Molecule: messenger RNA, 2117 nt
Organism: Annulohypoxylon maeteangense
Lineage: Eukaryota; Fungi; Ascomycota; Sordariomycetes; Xylariales; Hypoxylaceae
Product: WD40 repeat-like protein
Exons: 3
Coding region: 62-1696 (544 amino acids)
Biological process (GO): rRNA processing
Cellular component (GO): nucleus
Molecular function (GO): protein binding
Source: RefSeq, a predicted model, not a curated record
GAUUUUUUUGCGCCCAGGACAACGAUCUGGUUAAUAUAAUUCAGAUUGUUAAUUGCCAGCCAUGUCUACUAUGAUCACCACAUCGACGUGGGUGCCGCGAGGCUUUGCGGCGCCCUUCCCUGCCAAAUACGAUUUUGACGAGGACGAGUUUGAGAGGAUAGCCAGUCUAGCCAAGCUGCAGCUAGACGAUGCGAAUGAGGAUUUACAAGAUGCGCAAGAUGGAGACGAAGAGGAAGAGACAAAUGAGAAGAACGGCGAGAAGGACACAGUCGAUUCAAAAAACAAGCCCUCGUCAGAGAAUGGCGACGUUGAAGACAUUGACGUUGAUGACGAUGACCUCAAGAAGUACGAUUUAGAACAUUACGAUGACGACGACGAAGAUGGCGAGGGCCAAAGCAUGGAUAUGUUUGGAAACAUAAAAUCUCUUGCAUACUACGAAUCCAACAAAGACGACCCAUAUAUUACUAUACCCGAGGGAGAUGUCGACGAGGAUGACGAUAGGGAAGAACUACAAAUCUUAGCAACAGACAACCUCCUACUAGCCGCCAAAGUCGAAGACGAGCUUGCGCAUCUCGAAGUCUACGUAUACGAAGACGAAGCAGACAAUCUUUACGUACACCACGACAUCAUGCUCCCCGCGAUACCCCUCUGUGUCGAGUGGCUCGACAUCCCCGUAUCGAAAUCCAACGUCGACAAAGACUCGACAGCGAACUUCGUCGCGAUAGGUACAAUGGACCCCGAUAUCGAAGUCUGGGACUUGGACACCAUAGAUUGCAUGUAUCCCAAUGCGAUCCUAGGCCAAGGCGCAAACCCACAAGAGGCAGAAAAGAAGAAAAAGAAAAAGAAGAAGUCGAAGAAGGCCAAUGACGAGUACCACGUCGACGCGGUCCUAUCCCUAGCCGCCAACCGGAAACACCGAAACCUACUAGCCUCCGCGUCGGCAGAUAAGACAGUGAAGCUGUGGGACUUGCACACGGCGAAGUGCGCCAAGUCCUACUCGUACCACACAGACAAAGUGUGCUCGCUAGCAUGGCACGCGGUCGAGUCUACAGUGCUUCUGAGCGGGAGCUACGACCGCACGAUCGUCGCAUCCGACAUGCGAGCGCCCGAAGCCAAGGCGCCGCGAUGGGGAGUGGAAAGCGACGUCGAGAACGUGCGGUGGGACCCGCACGACCCCAAUUUCUUCUACGUGUCGACGGAGAACGGGAUCAUACAUUACCACGACAUCCGCAACGCGCCGCCGAACCCGUCCGCGAGCAAGCCCGUGUGGACGCUGCAGGCCCACGACGAGUCCCUCUCCUCCUUCGACAUCAACGCCCACAUCCCGGGCUUCAUGGCCACCGGGUCCACCGACAAGACCGUCAAGCUCUGGAACAUCCAGCCCACGGGCCCCGCCAUGGUCGUCUCGCGUAAUCUGGACGUCGGUAAGGUGUUCGCGGCGCACUUCGCGCCGGACGCCGAGGUCGCGUUCCGGCUCGCCGUCGCCGGAAGCAAGGGCACCAUGCACGUCUGGGACACCAGCACCAACUUCUCCGUGCGCCAGGCUUUCGCGCACAAGAUAUCCGACAAGGACAGGGCCACCAGCGACAUCAAGGAGAGAUUAAUCGGCGUCGAGGAGUACGAGAGUUCCUCCGACGACGGCGAUGAGGGCGGCGAGGAUGAGAACGGCGACCCGGAAUCUAUGGAUGAGGAUUAAAGUCAAGACUGGGGCUGUGGGCCAUGGAUGUCUCGCGGCUAGAUCAGAUGUCGCGGCUAGACGCAUUUCUGGUUCGACAGUCUGGUGCUCACCUAGUCUUCGGAUGAACCAGUUCGAGGCCGGGUUUAUUUAUAAACAUGUCAAUGUGUCAAAGGCGAGCAAAAGUUGGGAAACGGGGUACGUGGGUGAAACUAGAAGGGAUGUGUAACACAUCAUCGUUGCUCCUUUUUUUCGAGAGCUCGCCUAAUAAUUACAGUACAGAUGAAUGCUACCAUCUCAUUACCUUAAUCGAGAUAUCGGGUCGUAUGUCUUGCCAGAUCGCGAGAUCGUAGGAUCUGCCGAGCCUCUGAAUUGCAUCGCAGUGGGAUGUUAGUUACACGAGCAUAGGAAUAGCUGAAUUAUUAGAUGAUGAUUGAUUUUA